Molecule: messenger RNA, 1289 nt
Organism: Zea mays
Lineage: Eukaryota; Viridiplantae; Streptophyta; Magnoliopsida; Poales; Poaceae
Product: E3 ubiquitin-protein ligase EL5
Exons: 1
Coding region: 434-967 (177 amino acids)
Source: RefSeq, a predicted model, not a curated record
UUCCCGUCUGUUUUCAUCCUUAGCUCUAGCCAUUGCCGACUUUCUUCUUUUUUGUGCAGCUAUGUUAUCCUAGAAGAGUAGCCAUGUUGAGAGAAUUAGCAUCAUCAGCAUCCUAGCUACAUAAAAAAUAACCCCAAGGAAUAAAAUACGUGGAACCAGUACGUGGGGUGUUCGUUCCUGCCAUAUCAAGCUACAGAGAUCUCAUUCCCUGCGUGAUUUAGACUUAAUUGCUUGUUAAUCGCCAGCCUAAGCUACAGUAUAGAUGUUAUGAAUACGCCCAAGGUACACGCGCGGCCGAUAAACCAUUCAUUCGUUGAAGCGGUUGAAAAGGAAGAUCGGGAGAAGGCGCGCUAGUAGAAAAUUAGGCGGCCGGUGAGUCAGGAAUAGCUCCUGCGGGAAGCAACGAACAAGGCAUCAUAUAAGAGGCACAUGCAUGGGUAGAUGGGACAGAGAGAGAGCGCGCGAUGCAGGCGCGGCCAUGACCAAGGACACCGUGCUGAUCGCCGCCUCCGUGGCCGCACUGUUCGUGGUCUCAGCCGCCACUUUCCUGUGCUCCAGGCGGCGCCGGCGCGGCCGCGGCGACGUGGAGCUCGGGCGCGGCGGCGUGGCGGCCGGGCUCGACGACGCCGCGCUGGCCACGUACCCGACGAUGGUGUACGAGGAGGAGAAGGAGAAGAAGAACGAGGAGGAAAGAGACGGCGCCGGAAAGCCGCAGCCGGCGGCGGCGGCAGGUGGGUCCGGGUCUGACGCGGCGCGGUGUGCGGUGUGCCUGGCGGACUACGCAGACGGCGACGAGCUCCGGCGGCUGCCCGGCUGCCGGCACGCGUUCCACCGCGGGUGCGUCGACCAGUGGCUGCGCCGCCGGCCGACGUGCCCGGUCUGCCGGGCCCCGCCGCCGCCGCCCAUGGGCAAGGGAGCAGCCGCCAGCGAUCCCUGCUCUGCUGCUGAUCAGGUUAUGGUAGCGUAGGUUGCGCAGUGCAGCAUCCGACGGCUAGCAGUUCGGUUGUGACGUCUUGCAGUGGACAAUUAGCGCAGUAGACUCCGUUAGCUUCUUCUAUACACACACGUAAAAGCUAGCUUGUUUCAUUUCACCCCAUUGUAUAUAGCUCUCUCUCACACACAUAAAAAAUACUAAAAUCUUUGAUUUUUUUUUCUAUAGACACGUGUAAAGUAUGUUACCUACGACUUGUCUACCUUUGGACCAUCAUAUCCUAGGACUUGUGUACUUUGGACCAAGUCCAAUGCUUGUGCUUCCUUCUCUGUCACAAAAGAGAGAGGCACUGCUCGUG